CUUUAAUUCUACAUGUUGCUGCUGAAAAUGGAAAAGAUUGGACCGAACUUCUGUCAGAGAUGCCAGGAAAAAACGAGCAUUCAAGCCAAAUAAGCAAAGAGCUACGGGAAAUAGUAUUUGUCAUCCAGAGUCAGAAGAAUUCUUAUCAUUUGAAAAAAGCAGAUGAUCUUAAACGAAGUAUUUUAAAACAGGCUGCCUCUUUGGGAAAGGAAAUGCCUACCGUUCUGCUUACUCAUCAGAUGGACAGACAUGAAGGGACAUGGACUAUUUUACCAUUAAUGCAUGAGUUUUCUGUUUCAUACAGCAAAAACUCCUCAUGGAUUUUUUUCUGUGAAGAGGAUACAAGAAUACAGAUUGUAAAACUACUGAAAACGCUUAGAAGAUAUGACAAAUCUAAG
Thamnophis sirtalis is the source of this 398-nucleotide messenger RNA. NCBI's taxonomy places the organism in Eukaryota, Metazoa, Chordata, Lepidosauria, Squamata, Natricidae. The record is from RefSeq and is a predicted model, not a curated record.